Messenger RNA from Mytilus californianus (California mussel), 1653 nucleotides. RefSeq names its product spermatogenesis-associated protein 24-like. The record is from RefSeq and is a predicted model, not a curated record. Gene Ontology annotation, cellular component: nucleus; cytoplasm. The coding region runs from base 35 to 718 and encodes 227 amino acids. Lineage: Eukaryota; Metazoa; Mollusca; Bivalvia; Mytilida; Mytilidae. Gene Ontology annotation, molecular function: DNA binding. The transcript has 6 exons.
AUGACACUGAAAGAAUUUGUUGACACUCACAACGAUGGAACGUUCCGUGUCUGUUACUGAGACAGUAGAUUUACCAAGUCAUAUUUUGGUCCAAAAUCAGAUGCAAGACAUUAUUCUAACUCAAAAGAAUGUGAUCGAAAAGUUAUCUCAAGAUUUGUCCAGUCAUGAAGAUUCCAUGAGAGAAAGUUUUGCUUCAAAGUCCAUAUAUGAAGAAGAGUUAAAGAACCUACAGAAAAGUAUUAGAGAUGACUAUGUUCCUAGAAGUAAAUUAGAAGAAGCAGAGAAUGACUUACAGGAGGAGAGGUUAUCUCAUUUAAAUACCAAGAAACAACUGAAUGAUGUAUCUGACAGACUGGAAUUUGCACUAGGAGAAAUAGAAGUUGUAACUAAACAGAUAGAAAGAGAAAAGGCAGCUUUUCAGAAAGCAUUUGGGACAGUUCAGAACAAAGCCAUUCAAGAAACAUCAAAGUCAAUAAAGCUGGAACGCAAAUAUACAGAUGUAACAAAACAGUGUGAAAAACAGCAAGAUGAUUUAGAAUCAAAAACGGAAGAAUUAAAAUUUUUGGAAGGCAAAGUAAAAGAACAGGAGGUUGUUUAUAAGAAGAAAUUGAAUGAACUAGAAAUUCAAAAGAAACAGGAUCGGUAUAUAGCAAAAAUGAUGGAAGAGCAAAACAGAAGAAAAAAUAAAACUAAAGCUAGUUUAUUGACUCAAAAAUGAUGGAAAAUGAUUAUUAACAUACUAAAUUAUGAUAUUGGCAGCUAUAUUCUUUUCUAGACGAAACACAAGUCUGGCGCAAAUACAAAAUUUCAAUCCUGGUAUCUAUGAUGAGUUUAUUUGUAUAAUAUUUGAAAAUUUAAAACAGCUGCUGUAAGAUUUUAAACGAGUAAUUAUGGUACAUGUACAAUUGUAUGAAGAUUUGAAAAUAGAGCAGAUGAUAAUUCUGUCUGACAUGACAUACUGUUAAUUUUAGUAUAGCACUAACAAAGUAUAAAAUUUGCGAAUUCAUAGGUUUAAGAAAGCUAGGUGUGAUUUAUAUAUUUUAUGUAAGAUAUAUAUACAUUCUUUAUGAUAUUUGAAAGUAGAUUAAUGAUGAUGAUUUGAUGUAGACACUUGUCUGUUAUUGAUGCCCAUUUUUUAGUUUUUGGUGUCCUCUGUUGCUAUCUCAUUGAGGUAUCAUUUUAUAACUGUGAAAAUUGUGAUGGGAUAGGUUUUUCAAAAAUAAAAAGUUGCAUUUUGAAUUCUGAAAGUAUUAUUUGUAUUCAGUGUUUAUUGUACUGUAAAUUCAGAAAUGUUUGCAAUGUUUUUUUUUAUGCAAAAAUUGUGAAGGUAUAUGUUUUGUAAAAAUAAAAACUUGUUUUUUUGAAACCGUUAUUUGUAUACAGUGUUUCUUGAAAUCACAAUAAUUAAUCUCCCAUUUUUUCAGUUGUUCAACAGUAAUUAAAGCAUGCAAAAAUUUUUGAAUUUAUAGUAUACGCAAAAUCUCCUUUUAUUCAUAUAAACAGUAUUUUCAGUCAUGGAAAAAUUAUAUGUGAUUCAUUUAAACAUGUAAAAUUGAGAUGGAAGUUAUUACAAUGUAUUUACCUCAUAUUUAUAUGCAAGACUCUAAUAAAAGUUACAACAUUAAAAUGCUUGCAAAUGAAAAAUGUUGAAAA